AGAAGGAAAUUUCUGUUUGCGUUUGCUGCAGCUUGUCCUUGGGUUGCUGUUUGGCUCUUAUUGUUUGAGAAACGAAACCACUUUAUUUUUUUAAAUUCUGUAAUUGACUAAUUGUGAAUAUAUGUUUUAGCAACUUGGAUGUUUGAUCUUACCUUAUAAGGAUGAACUCUUUUGUACUACUAUUUCCGAUUUUGAUAUCGGUGUGCGUGGCAGACCAACAUGCAGUAUCCUCUAUGACAGGCGCUCAUCGAGCCCAGGAACGUCUAGUUGGCUCCAACAAAUGCACAUGGGGUCCUUCCUUCUGGUGCGAUAAAGUUGCAAAUGCCAAGCAGUGCUCAGCUGUUACGCACUGCGUGCAGUCCGUGUGGGGAAAGCAAGCCGAGCCUUCGGAUGACUCCAUUCUUUGCCGCUGGUGCGAUGAUCUCAUGGACGAUAUUCGUGAUCUGGUGGCCGUGAACACCUCGGAAAGCGGCAUGCACGGGUACCUGAGAGAUGGCUGCAAACGCAUUCCGAAAAAGAGCCGUCGUGCUGACUGCUUGGCGGAUAUGACAACGGAUCUUCCAGAAAUCCGUCAGAUGCUGUCGGCCAACGUGCCCGACCGGACCAUCUGCAAAACCAUCAACUUCUGCUCUCUCCCAGCAGAACAGCCUCCCGCACAGCCUCCUACCAAUCUCCCCAUUCCCGCUCCUGCUGCAUCGAAUCGCAACUAUUGCGCAGAUUGUUACAAUUUCUUCGAGGAUGCCAAGGAGAUCUACAUUGGCAAUUAUACGGAGGAUGAGUUCAAGCAGAUGCUGCUGGACCAGUGCGAUCAGGCGGGCUAUCCGGCUCUGACGGAACUGUGCAAAACGGUCAUUGAGCAGUACUGGCCGCAGAUCUAUGCCCGGCUGCAGAUGUUCUUUGAUCCGGAGGAGGUGUGCUCGCAGUUGAAUUUCUGCACGGGAAUGCAGAGCGGCAAAAGCCAAGUGGUGGUUGCCGUUGGUGCCCUACGCGCAACGCAAGACUACCAAGAAGAUGGACUUUACACCGAUUUGUUGCGCUGGUUGCUUACAACUUCCGAACUUCGGCGAGAGCGCGAUUAUGAUGAUCGUGCUUUCUUCGCACUUGCGGAUCAGCUGAUGGGUUUACUUUUAGCAAAUACAAUUCAGCUGCCAUUGAGCCGCAUGCUUCUCAACCUGAAUUCCCUUCCCGCAGUCCGUGCUAGCUCAUCAUCACCGCCCCCUCCGAAAAAGGUGGCCUAUAAAAACGAUGUGGAAUGCGUUGUCUGUGAGUUUGUGAUGUCGUAUUUGGACCGCAUGCUGGAAGACAAUUACACGGAAGCCGCCAUCCAAUCCGCCUUAGAACGUGUGUGCACUGUGAUGCCCAAAUCGGUGCGGGACGAUUGUGUCGGAUUUAUUGAUCAGUAUGGUCCGGCUAUUCUGGUCAUCCUCGGCAACGAACUGGAUCCCGCUACGGUGUGCGCCGGACUGGGACUGUGCAAGAGCAAGAAACCGGAAGUUUGCGGCGCGGCGACGUGCACAUCUUGCACGGAAGUGUUUAAGGUUAUUAAGGUGAUGCUGGAAGAUUACGACGAGAACGUGCGUCUGUCGAAUCUCAUCAAGUCGUACUGCGUCUUUCCGGAGGAAGCCAGAACCGAGUGUGAAACCGCCGUGAUGACUUACGUGCCUUACGUUCUGCAGAUCGCCGCACAGCUUCUCGAUCGAGGGUGUGUGCCGUGCCGUGAAAUUGUGUGACCAAUAAAAGAAAUCGCCAAAGAUGCCGUGUACGGCAAUCAAUAUUGUUUUCGAUUGCGAACUUUGUGAUGGCGCUGAUGCUUUCCUUCCCGUUUGUGCUGUCAGUUAAUCUCCAUGAACUUGUUGAGUCUCUCUGCAUGCUUUGGUUACGUUUUAUUAUAAAAAAAUUAAUAU
Paramacrobiotus metropolitanus is the source of this 1904-nucleotide messenger RNA. RefSeq names its product prosaposin-like. The record is from RefSeq and is a predicted model, not a curated record. Lineage: Eukaryota; Metazoa; Tardigrada; Eutardigrada; Parachela; Macrobiotidae. Gene Ontology annotation, biological process: sphingolipid metabolic process. Gene Ontology annotation, cellular component: lysosome.